This is a messenger RNA of Myotis myotis, 4461 nucleotides long. RefSeq names its product mitochondrial calcium uniporter regulator 1 (gene MCUR1). Gene Ontology annotation, cellular component: mitochondrial inner membrane; mitochondrion. Lineage: Eukaryota; Metazoa; Chordata; Mammalia; Chiroptera; Vespertilionidae. The coding region runs from base 126 to 1211 and encodes 361 amino acids. The transcript is spliced from 9 exons. The record is from RefSeq and is a predicted model, not a curated record. Gene Ontology annotation, biological process: calcium import into the mitochondrion; positive regulation of mitochondrial calcium ion concentration.
CGGCUGGAAGGGCCGCCGGCGCUGCGGCACAGCGUCCUGCCGACGGAUUUGGGCCGGAGCCGCCCGUGACCGGCGCCGCGCGCGGACGCCAUGCGCGCGCGCCCGGGCCAGUGACAGCCUCCGGGAUGGACGGUGGCUCUGUCUCGCGAGAGGGGCCGAAGCGCCCGCCCGACCGCCGGCGGCUUCUGCUCUUCUUACUCGCCGGCCGCUGCGGAAGCCCGGGCGGCGUCCCGGCGCGCCGCUGCCUGUCCGCGCUCGCAGAAGGUCUGGAGGCGCUGGGCCCCCGCGCCCCCGCGGCCCGCGUCGCGUCACGUGCCUCAGCGCUGUACCUCCUGGUGCAGGUGCCCGUCCCGCGCCUGGCCGCCGCCGCCCCGCGCCGACCCCGGGGAGACCGGGAGCGCUCGCGCCUGGGGCCCUCGGCACCCCCAGCCGGGCGCUGCUGCGCGUGGAGGUGCCAGCCCGGCCUCGUCCCAGGCGUCGCCUGUGCCGCAGGCCCCCUCCACCUGUGCCAUGGCCGAGUGCCCGCCCUCGCUUCCGCCCGGAGAGAGCUAAGCCUCUCUGCUGGGUGCCUACAGUUGGAGCACAAACGCCGAGAUUUCACCUCCGCUGGGAGUAGGAAGCUCUACUUUGACACCCAUGCCUUAGUGUGUUUAUUUGAAGAAAAUGGGUUUACUACUCAACAAGCAGAAAUCAUUGUAUCUGCAUUGGUGAAGAUCACGGAGGCCAACAUGGAUAUCGUCUACAAAGACAUGGUCACCAAGAUGCAACAGGAGAUCACUCUUCAGCAAAUAAUGUCUCAGAUUUCUAACGUGAAAAAAGAUAUGAUUAUUUUGGAGAAGAGUGAAUUUUCAGCCCUCAGAGCAGAAAAUGAGAAAAUAAAACUUGAACUACAUCAGUUAAAACAACAAAUAAUGGAUGAAGUGGUCAAGGUCCGCACAGAUUCCAAAUUAGACUUCAAUCUAGAAAAGAGCAGAGUAAAAGAAUUGUAUUCAUUAAACGAAAGGAAGCUGCUGGAAAUGAGGACAGAAAUGGUGGCAUUGCAUGCCCAGCAAGAUCGGGCCGUCACCCAGACAGACAGGAAGAUAGAUACUGAGGUUGCUGGCCUCAAAACCAUGCUCGAGUCGCACAAGCUUGAUAAUAUUAAAUAUUUAGCAGGGUCUGUUUUUACAUGCCUAACAGUAGCUCUGGGAUUUUAUCGCCUGUGGAUAUAAUAAAGUGUAUAUUUAAAGAGAUCUCUAUUGUUUUGCCUUGAGAAUACCAGAUUGUUGUGCUCCCCUACCCCUCGUUUCAACUUUUAACACCGAUUUUUACUUAAAGCCUAUUAUUUAUUUUAUGCAAAUUAUGGACAAUAACCAACACAAAGAAGUCAGGAAUUUCACAGUUGCUCCUUUUCUCGUUUCUGUUUGGUUGACUUUAUAACGCUGAGUGGCGGUGGACAAAACACGGAAGACUCCACUCAGCUGGAUCGGUGAACUCGGCCUAACCUGUGGGACACAGCAACAGUAAAUAUUUGUGUAGCUACCAUUGUAAUCUUUUGUCACACAGAGGACUUGGGGUCUCCGUUUAAAAGGCACAUUGGCUUUACUGAGCGCUGAAGAAUCACAGAAAGUAAACCAAGAGCACCAUAUCCGCUUCGCCUGCCCCGACCUUAGCAUCAGCGUCCCUAAUGAAACAGCUGUACUUUACUUCCAAAGGAGGGUUUUUUCUUUCAAUUGCCAUUGUCUUAGUUACUGUUAUGGGUAUUUUUAUGUGCCUUCAGGCUAGAAAAUCUUGUUGCCUGGUGAGGUGUUGUAAUUGUAAUGGGGACUCUUGUACUUGUGGGUUUCUCUCCCUCCCUCUCCCUCACUGGGCCCUUCUUCCCCUCCCUCCUGAUUGGAGAGCUAUGGUCACACUCCACUGUACCAUCCUGGAAAACUUGCUGAUUCUCAGCGUGGACGUCUACUUCAGUUUGUGGGAUGGGGUCUGCUUCCUCCUCUCGGCUUCUGCCUUUUAUACAAGGGAGGCAGUCUGUGGCAGCAUCUGGAUAUUUAGAGAGUGUGUGCACUUUUAGAAAUGGCCCAUUACAAGCUCAGAUCCUAGGCUUUCAAAAUUAGAAAACUCAUGCCAGCUAUCAUCUGAGUUUAGGUUGAUUUCUUUGGUUAUUAAAGAGACUCUCAUAUCUACCUUACCUCUAUAUUUAAGACAAAUUCCUAGAUAAAAGGGUAUUUUGAGAAAGCACCAUCUCAAAAGCAUCCUAUUGGAAUGACUGGCAGGUAGGAGAAAAUGAGCAUUUUAGACCGGAUGACAUUGGUAGGACCUUUGCUGUCCUCCACAUGCAGACAUGUACGUAAUCUGGUACAGUGGAGAGACCACGUUAAGACCACCUGAUCAGACUGGUAGAAUGAAUGCCCACAAUCACUGUUCCAACCACACUGGUAAAAAAAAAAAAAGGUCACCUGUUGUCCUGUGGAUGUCAUUUCUAAACUUCGGAAAGUGUAAGCUGUUGCCUUUUAAAAAAAAAACAUUUGUGUAGCACAAAGAUUCUGAAUUCCAAAUAAGUCUGAAAUUCAGUCGAGUACUUUUGCAUUAAGUGAAUAACAACUUAAUCUUUCCAACUAGAUUUAAAAUGACUUAACUGCUUCAUAAAAUAUUUUAUCAAUAUAUUCUUUCAGAAAAGGAUCCCCAGAAAAUGCUGCACAUGUAGCAAUUGCCUUAAGUAGUAAAGACUCAAGGACAUGACAUCCCAUUAAGACCACAGUUGCAACUACUUAAUAACUUUGGUUGGCAGAGCUCAGAGAAAAGGCGUGGAGUACAGACUCUCCUCCGAAAUAAAGAGCACCCAAGGGAGGAAGUGUUAUAUGUGAUUAUGUUUCAAAGCAGACAUCAACUUGUACAGGUUGAAAACAGUGAAGUGGCCUUAUAUUCUGAUAAAAUAUUUUUAAGGUAACAUUCAGUGGGGUGACUUUCUUUCACAGGCCAAAAGGAGUCCAAGUCAGUGGUCGCCAACCUCUCAGACCUCGUGGACCACCAGUGAUCUGCGGACCACCGGUUGGCGACUGCUGGUCCCAAUGACAUUCCUACUGCUGAUAGUGGGCUGCAUCAGCCCUUCACUUAUUUGGGCCGUUGAUUUUGCUGUGGAGUCAGCCCUUUGCAGUACAGAGCAGCCUCUUUUACCCCUCUGCCUUGGGAACAAGAGCUCUCCUUUGAUGGAGGGAUUGCGUGCUGAUGUGGAAGUUCAGAGGGUUCGGAAUGAUGUUCCCUUUAUUUAGUCAAGUGUAUUCUACUUGAAAAGCAUAUGGGCCAAAAAUACAAGUGUCCCUUUCCCACUGCUGGCCCAGAUAUUGUGAACAGUGUAAGCAUGCCGCGCCGGGACACCGUGUGACAACUUCCUAAGCCCGCUCGGCUUGGCAGGCUUCAGAUCACUUUAGAAAAUGAAGCAUUCGCACUCAGAAGGGGGCAGAUGCCUGGCAAGGCUUCAGAAAAUCUGUGUCUAGCCCUGGGGAAAUUAACCACAGGUAGCUCCUGAAGCAUACCUCUCAAGCACAGGUGCCUAAGGUACAGAUGCCUGCAGCAGAACCUCACAGAUGGAAACUGUUUCCUUGUACUAAUUGCUCCAUUCCUAAGGGCUCCUCUGCAUUCCCACUGUCUCCUCCCCCUUUAUCUUUUUGAAAGAGCUGAACUACAUUUCCUCUUCUUAUCUGCCCCAUUAUUAAGCAAACCCUGUUUGUGUGUGCAGUUCUUACAAGAGACAUGAAUUUUUGGUUUUCUAGCUAAAUAUCUGACAAAACUAAAUCUGAAUGUAUUCAUUUUUCCCCUUAAGUAUGCUAAGUGCCUCAGUUGAGAAGUCACAAAUUCACGAAGAAAGGCUUGAUGACGAAAACCACGAGUCCUGCUGGGAUUUGUCUCUGAACACAUUAAAAACCAAAACCCUGAACCACUGUGAACGUGAUCCUGACUGGACUGUCUUGGGCUCAGCUCUGCUUUUCCCUUCGCAGCCCCACUCAGUGGCAUGGUCCCACUUCGUUCUGGUCGCCUCCAGCCUCGCCGCUUGUUAGUUAGCCGUGUCAGCAUCAGCAGGCAUUCCUCUUCCCUCACCCUAGUGUUUCUCUUCCCCUACCCUAAUGUGCUGUGUUCUGAGAAUUCUGGCCUCAUUUCUGAACAGAUACACAGUGGUACUAGAGAACUCAUAGAAAACUCUGACUUGAACGUACAUUUACCAAAUUUGUGAUUUUUCUGACACUACAGCAAAAACAUGUUAAUCGGAAAUAAUUAUGUAUAUAAAAUGUUUGAGAAUGUUUAUCCUUUUAUUGGAAUUUAUUUGGAAAAUACCCUUCUACAGAUUUACGCUUAUUAUGUUCCUCUGAUUAUAACCCAAAUAAUUUCUUAACCCUUUCAUUACUUAUGCAAAUAUUCAGUUAUCCUUUAUGAUAUAUUAGAGUGGGUAUAACAUUUUUAUCAUCUAAAAUAAAAUAUUUAAUUCUC